AUGACACACAACACAGAUCCACCCCAAGAGUGUCAAUCACAGCAAGAAGCCACAACCGCUAACCAGUCUCUCCAAAGGAUUAAUGAAGACGUACUCCAACAAAUCGCAACGGCAUUGCAGCAGAUAGCAGACACCCAAAGGUCAAUCUUGCACAGGCUUGAUGCCCACGAGACCAUGUCCACCGAUAGUAGAAUUUCCUUGCAGUCUUCAAGAUCUUAUCAGUCCUCAGCCUCCAUGAGAUCGUUAACAACAGCUACACGCCGCACAACUCUAGUCGCGCGCCCAACGGAGCAAAAGCCUGGAAGAACAAAAAGGACCCUUCCCAGGACUACGAAAGGUGAUAUUAUUACCAAGAUUGUCAAUCCUAACAAUGACAAGGAUGAAGAAGUGGUGGAAGGUCUUGUACGUACGAUAUCAUCAUUCGCCGAUGAUGCUAUCAGUGAUCACGCGCGGCGUUGCCAUGGACAUGAUAUUCCUGCUGCCACAUGGGCGCGCACUCCUCGACAACAUCGCAACACUACCAUCGAGUAUUUUCAGCAAACAGUACUUGAAAAAUUGAACAUUGAUAUGACUUGUGCAGAAAAGCGGAGAAAUCAGACGAGGCGGCAUGAAACAGAGCCUGUGGACUCGGCAAGUUCUUCAAGAUAUUCAGUGAGAAAUGAGUCUGGAGAAGAGGUACCCAACACACCAGCAAGGGGAAACAAUAAUCAACAACAUGGUGGGGUACUGUCAGAUAACCGUGGAGCCAAUAUGAUCGAGAGCAGCCUGCAAACAUCCAGCAAUCAUGUGGCGCAUUCGACGUACCAAAACCAAGAGCAAGCGAAUACGAGUACAAGCCAAAACAAUGCACCCGCCCCACACGGAUUGGAUGCCAUUAACAUUCGACGCUUAUUUUCAUCAUCACCGACGCUACUGGAAAUUUUGAACAACGCUGCAAUCGGGGCAACAACACUUGAGAGCGAUGCCAUUGUCUUUCAACAAAGCCAAGUACCACAGCAAAGCCAAGGACGAAAGCGACGUUCAAACGCUGAAAACCCAACAUCUACGCGGCGCAGCACACGACUACCAGUGAAAAGAAUACCUAUGUGA
Lichtheimia ornata is the source of this 1089-nucleotide messenger RNA. RefSeq lists its product as uncharacterized. The record is from RefSeq and is a predicted model, not a curated record. Lineage: Eukaryota; Fungi; Mucoromycota; Mucoromycetes; Mucorales; Lichtheimiaceae. The coding region runs from base 1 to 1089 and encodes 362 amino acids. The transcript has 7 exons.